AUGGACCGUCAGCUGAGGGACUUCUGCAUCCAGCAGACGACAAGCUCCUGCUGCGAAGGUGGCCACAAAGACGACGACUUCUGCGAUCGACGCAUCAUUCUGCGAUGUAUCUCCACAUGGUUUGGGUCUAUCGAGAACUUUGAGCUCCGGGUGCAGACUGAGGUGCGGAAGGCUCUGGCGAAUCAGCUCGUAGACGGAGGCUUCACCUACCGCCGCAUGGUCCUUGCCACGGUUCCCCUUCUCUGGUCUCUGUUGGAUCGUAUGGCAUCCGACGUCCGGGAUCCCCUCUGGGCGGCGGGGCAGAUGGCCCGUCUCUUUGCCUAUUGGUUGACCACUGUUCCGUCUUUGCUACAAGUUCCGCGCUUCUUGUGGGAGGACAUCCCUCGAGAUCCUCCUCUCGCUCGGGCUUGUGAUGAUCGGAGCUGCCAUGUAUUGUGCCACAGCAGCGAUUGA
This is a messenger RNA of Symbiodinium necroappetens, 453 nucleotides long. The record is from the annotation of a GenBank genome assembly. NCBI's taxonomy places the organism in Eukaryota, Dinophyceae, Suessiales, Symbiodiniaceae.